UUUUUGAAAAUAGUUACAAGAUGUUCAUCGAAGUGAGUGGAACGCCGCAGCGGUUAAACGUGGACUCUUGAGCAGACGAAGAAGCUCGCUUCCGAAAUCGCUAAACAACUGAAGCACAAUCGCGUUCUUUGAGUGGAAACGCCAGCACAAAUAAGAAACAGCCCCAAUCAAAGUCAAAUCAAAACAACACUAUUCAUCUCUGCGACUGGAAAUCAAUAUUCCAAUUCUUCAAGCCAAAUAAAUAGAAAACAAAAUCCCAGUGAAACAAGAAGUGCAUUCGAUUUUCCUGCUCGUGGAGCUAUUGUUAUUUUUAAAUCGCUGACCGCAGAAUAUUUCUACUGCUUAAAAUAGAAGGCAACACACAAAAAAGUGAUGCCGCCGAAACAGAAAUAAACCGAAAACCAAAAGGGUAGAAACUCGAAAGUGCCAAAAAAAAAAAAACAAAUUAAGCAAGAAUUUCACUUCGAAAAAGUGCGUGUUCUAAAAAUAUAGCAACAAAUACAAAACCGCAACACCGAAGAAGCAAAUGGGAUUAUUUUGCUGCCCAUCUCAACACAAAACUGCAUUUUGUUGAAUUGUAUAUUCAAUCUGGAAAAGCAAAGUGUCAAAGUGUAGUGCAAAAAUAUUUAUAAAUCUCUGCCAAAACAUAAACAACCGACGAAACGAGAGAAGAGAAUUCUACUCGCAUUUCGUGCAUUUUAUACAGAUUUUCGUUUUUUUGGAAUACAAAAUAAACAGAAGUACAAGAGGCGGAAUCCAUUAGUUCCGCAUUAAAGUGUUAAAAUAAAUUAAGUCGUGGAUACUCCGUAAACUUUGCAUUUUGGAAUACUUCAGCAGCAUUUUGGAUAUCCGUGCUAGUGAAUUUUAUAUAUAAAUACAUAUUAUUCGUUGCCGAUCGAUCUGGAGGGCAUAAGGAAAUAAUUUCACAAAAGUUGACAUGUUCAAAGGCGAGGAACACUCCUUUAUACAUAUCGCUAACCACUAGCCAGUCUUGAGGGAGUUGCCAGGACAGAAGACCAUCAGACCGGGAGCAACAUGGACCUGCCCUCAAUGGUGCAGCGUUCAGGAGACACGCUCAUCGUGCGCAGCGUGGUCAGCGGCAAUCAGCUGUAUACGGAGCAGGGUGUUCAUCAACCCACCAGCGGGAACACGGGACACAUGACGAGCAACUCGACCAGCAAUACGCCAGCCGCACAGGCGGGCUCAUCCCUACUGGAGCGACAUGUGGAGCGCUUCCGGCUGCAGCAGUUGCUGCAACAACAGCGCCAAGCGGCAGCUGCAGUUGCCGUCGUGAACAGCGUGCAGCAGCAGCAGCAACAGCAGCCACAGCAGGUCGCCAUUGGCAUGGAUGCCAAGGAGGAAGGCUUGCCGCAGUGCAAGAUCAAGCGGAACUAUAGCUGCAACCACUGUGCGUACUUCACACAGAAUCCGCGCUACCACCUGACCCACUUGCGCGACGUGCACGGCGAGAAGAUAGUGAUCAACAAGUGCAAGCUGUGCCUGUACGCCUCACGACAUUUCCAGAAGCUGGUGCGGCACAUGAAGAUGGUGCACGGCUGCACGGACGGCAUUCCCAGUGGUCAUGGUCAGGCCAGAGGCAAGAGGGGCAUGAGCCGGGAGGCACGCAAGCGGCGACUGGAGGAGAGCGUGGGUGUGAUGGGUGGCCAAUCCCUGACAGUCACCGUACCGGAUGUGCCCACACUGGAGCAAGUGAAGCGGGAGCUGCUCCUGCAGGAGGAGAAGCUGCAGCGGGACAUUCAGGCCUUCAACCAGCGACAGCGCGAGGAGCAGCAGCGCGAACAGCAGCGGGAACUGGAACUGGUGGCCACCAGUGCGUAUGAGCGACAAAUGCAAGUCCUUCGCGACUACGAGCGUCAGUCGCCCGCCGAGCCACCAACUCCUUCGCCCACCAGUGGCUCGGCAACGCCACCCUCCAACGGGGAGGAGCCCCAGAACCGGCUGCUCAAGUGCAGCGCCUGCGAGUUCACCACCCUCUAUCGAACCCAACUGCGAGCCCACGAGCUGGCCGAGCACGGCAAGACCAAGUUUUUCCGCUGCGACAAGUGCAGCUAUGUGACCCACAUCAAGGCGCGCUUCAGCAAGCACGUCAAGUACCACUCCAUGCCGAUGAUCAAGUGCGUCACCUGCGACUUCCGCACGCCCUACAAAUGGAAUCUGGACAGGCACAUGAAGAAUCACGGCGGGGCGGGAGCCUUUAAAUGCGCCGCCUGCGACUUUACCGCCGACAUCAAGCAAUCGCUGACGGUCCACGAGAUGAACCACCAUGUGCCGCCGGUGGGCAAUGCUGGCUCCAUUUGGCCAAGACGCCAGAAUAAAGUCGGAGCGAGCGAGAUGUGCGAGGAUUUCCUCAGCGAUUCAGCCGAGCUGGAGGAUCAAUAUAACAACAACAAUGUCGAUGACGAACUGGACGGCGUCGAGGAUGCCGACGACGCAAUGAGCGGAGGGGAGGAGCAGCCGAUGCACCUCCAUCACUACGGCAAACGGAGCAAGUUCGACGAUGAGGAGGAGCCCACAGAUCUCUCGCAGAAGGGCGGAUGCUCCUCGGACACCUCCAGUGUGGGCACGCCCACGCCGAGGGCACAGCGAACCAUGCCCAAUCUCAUACCGAUCAGCAAGGGGGCCAAAGACGUAUUAAACCUUUCGAAGGAGACGAAUGCCUCGCGCAGUUCCCUAACGGAGAUUGCCUCCAUGUUCUUCAAUGAGAAACAGAUCUCGGAGAUGCUUGACAAGUCGGAUGUGCCACAAUUGUCGCCGGCAACGACGGUGGCCUCUCAGAACUCGACGCGCAGCCAAAUGACCAAGAAGUCCAGCUUCAUGGACAAACUGAAGACGGGGGCGCAGCACGAGAAUCUGGUAUGCCAGUGCGGUCAUGUGGCCAAGUGCCUUUCGGAGUCGAUCAUCCACGGCAAGAGCUGUCACGCCUCGGCGGUGAUCAUCGACGAGGAUGAUGCUGGACUGCACGAGGACGAUGCCGACGAUCGGCUGGAGAUCGAUGAGGACGACGAGGAUCAUCACUCCCAUUCGGCACUGAAUCUCAGUGUGACGGGAUCGACUCGUUGCCAGCACUGCCGGCACCGCUGCAAGUCCUCCACGGAUCUGAUGCACCAUCUGAAGCAGUGCGUCGAGGCGAUCCGUUGCGCUAACGAGAUGUACGACUCGAAUUCCGGCGAGAGUGGCGGUCGGCGCCCGGACUCGCAGAGCCUCCAGCAGCAGGCGGCCGUCCAGCAGCAGCGGGUGUGCAUCUGGAACAAGGCCACCAAGGAGAUUGUUGCCGCAGCCGCCGCAUCCAUGCAGCAGGAGAAGAACAAUCACAACCUGGUCAAGUCCCCAACCGGAAGUCAGGCGGCCAGCAACGAGGAAAACAGCUACUACGGCGUAGAAACGGCACCCGGAUACGGCGAGGUAACCAAAAAGAUGACACCGGAGGAAGAGGCAGCCAACUCCUCGCUGAAGAAGGUGUACAAGUGUCCGCACUGCAGCUUCUGGGCCUCCACGGCGUCCCGCUUCCACGUCCACAUCGUGGGCCAUCUGAACAAGAAGCCCUUUGAGUGCUCCCUCUGCUCGUACCGCUCCAACUGGCGCUGGGACAUCACCAAGCACAUCCGAUUGAAGACGAUCCGCGAUCCCUCGCACAAGACGGCCAAGGUUCUGAUGAACGACGAGACGGGCCGUAGGAACUACACCAAGUACAACAAAUACAUUACCCUGAUGAAGGUAACCGAGGAGGAUGGUGAUCCCAAACUGAUGAAGUCCGGCGAGAUGACGCCGAACCAGGUGGCCUCGUUGGCCUUCCUCAAGGACUAUGCCAAGGUCGGCUCGGUUUCCGGGCAGGAUAUCACAUUGGAACCAGUGCUUCCCAACAAACCCAAUGUACUGGACGAUGCCCAUUUGGCGGACAACCUAAUACGGAUUCCCUUGCUGGCCACCAUGAUGAAUGCCGCCAUGGCGCAACAGCAACACCAGCAGCAGCAGCAGAAGGAGCACCAGUCCACGAUGAUCACGCCCUCUGUGACCAUUUCCCCGGUGAAGCGAUCCAAUCAGGCAUCCGUGAUGCAGGGCAAGCCCAGCGACGACCUGAUCACCGAGGUGCACCAGGAGGGCAAUGAGAAGAGGACCGUCUAUCGGUGCCGCAAGUGUAACUUCGGGCACCAGAAUCGCGAUGCUGUGCUGGCGCACGUGAAGAUUCACUACCAGGACGCCAGCUACCCGAAGUCCAACUCUGGGAACUCCAGCACAUCGCCACUGCAGGUAUCCGUGGGCGGUAGUCCACAAUUCUACAUGAACAAGGUCUUUGCGGCCAUGUGCCUGUCGCAGACGCAGUCACAGUCGUCGCCCAACUCCGGCUCAGCCGGAACGAGUCCGGCCAUCUCGGCCGGACUGCUGCAGCGGGCCAUCCAGGAGGCCCAGCACUCGCCCACUCCGAACGCCAGCGCUCUGAGCGGACUUGCUUUGGCGUUGGCGGGCGGAAAGCCACAAGCCAAUACGACGAAAGCCAGUGCCGCCUCCAUUUUAGAGCACGGUGAGCAGAAAGCGAGUCAAAACGAGGCAAGUGCCGACAGUCUGACGUCGCCGAACACCACCACCACGAACUCAACCACUAGUAGAACCACCAAAGACAACACCGCCAGAUCGCUGCAGGAUCUGCUCACCUCACCGCGCAGUGCCAGAAAUGGAAAUCAUCCUUCUAACGCUAACAGUAACUCGGUUGUGGGAAAUGGACUCCGGCUGGAUGCCGUCUACGUCGCCUCAUCCACCAACAAUACCACAACACCACCACCACCUCCCACCAACUCAGUCAGCAAGCCCAAUGCAUCGCCUUUGCCAGUAACUACCACUCCUACUCCUAUUUCUACUGCCACACCGCUGGCUCAUCCACUGGGUGCGGGUAACCACAGAUCAUCCUCAUCCCAUCACAAUGACCAAAAUCAUGCUCCACCCUCACACAUGGCCGGUGAUGGUUGCCACCUGGCGUCGGGUCUAACCCAUGUCCACACCAUAAGCACUAACACGAAAGCCAAUCCCAGCUCCAAUUCCUUUCCCUCGUCAUCGUCGUCGUCGUCGUCAUCAUCGUCUUCGGUGGCCUCCACUUCAUCGGCCGCCGGCUCAGCGUCCGCCUCGGCGUCCUCCACCACAUCGUCGCCACCGCCGCCGGCAGCCUCAUCCUCCGCCUCCGCCUACAUGACUGCCAUGGCGCCGCAGAAACAUGCGCCAACCGUUGCGCAGAUGUCGCAUCCGCAGACGAGAUUCCAUAGCCAUAGUCCAGGUAGUCCCAGCUUGCUGACCAUGGCCGAUGGCGAUCGACGCGAACCGUCGCCGUAUCGCUGCGGCCACUGCCACCAGGUCUCGAAUUGGAAGCAUGUCAUCCAGCGGCACUGUCGCUUAAAGCAUUCCGGGGAUAUUCGGAUCGAGACCCUUGAGCGAGGAGCCAGUGUCUCGGCGAACGCACCACCCAUCUACCGACCCCUGGGAGCAGGUGCCAGCAACGAAUCCCAGUCCCACAUCCACAAUCCGUCGAAUCCCAUCACCAGCAACAUCCUAAAGUCGGGCAGCAACACUAAUGCCAACAGCAACAUCAGCAGCAAUAGUGCCCAGCCCCUGCUGCUGACCACCAAGCAGCUGGAGCAGAUCUUCCACACACCACUCUCCGCCAGCGCCGCUGCAGUGGUGAAUGCGGCCAACACCCAGCAGGAUAUACAAGCGGCGGCGGCCUAUUGGGCAGCAGCCUGCAAGGCAGUGGUGGCCAACAGCAGCGCCGAGGAGUUGCUGCAGUUGCAGCAGAACGACCAGAUCGAGGUCACCCGCCUGACGACCGCGGCGGAGCACUCCAUCGGAUCCAGCGGCGGCGGCAACAACACAAAGAGCAAGCAGCAGAAGUGUCCGGUCUGUCCGUACAUCUCGGAGAGCAAAUCCCAGAUGAACUACCAUGUGUCGCUUCAUAAGCCCACGCAGUACGAGUGCCGCCUGUGCACCUUUGUGUGUGCCAAGAAGCAGCAUCUGAGCAGCCACAUGAGAACGGUGCACCAGCAGCAGAUGGUGGCAUCGGGAGCAGGUGCAGCCGCAGGAGCAGCCGGAGGUGUAGGAGGAGGCGGAGCUGCCUCGCUGGGUCUGGACUUCAGUGUGGCCCUGCAGUUGGCCGCAGCUGCCAAGCAGGUGCAACAACUGCCCGCCUCAACACCACUCUCCAUCGAUUUGUCCCAGAUCCAGAUGGAUGCUGCCUCCGAUGCGGAGCUCAAUCCACAGCAACUGCCGCCGGAGUACCAAUAUAAGCUGAUCAGCUACUGUCCCAGGUGUCCGGCUCGCUUUGCCCAGAAGCACAAUGACGAGCGCAAUGCCAAGCAAGAGCUGGAGCAGCAUUUGCUGGCACACAGCGACCAGGAGCCGGAGGAUCAGGAUCCGAGCUAUGUCUGCGCCUACUGUGAGUAUCGUACGUCGGAGGAGACCCUGCUGCAACUGCACCGUGCGGUGCACAUGUCCCACUACCAGGAGAAGUGCCAGGAGCUGUACCGGAACUGCAAGGAGGAUGUCGAGUAUCCGGCACCCAAGUUGCUGCAGCUGACCGGUCCCGAGACCAUUUGGGUGGUGGACAAUGAGCUGAGCUUGCAGCUGCUGCAGCAGACUACCGGAGGUGCAGUUAGUACCUCCACCGGUGGGUUUGACAACCAGAACUCUCUGCUCAAGAAGCAGCUGGAAUCGGGCGGUGGCCAGAUGAUCGCACUUCCCCGGGAAGUGUCGGUGACCAAAAACGAGGCGGAAGCCCCCGAGGAGGACGAGGAGCGACGUAGCAGCUCCACGCCGUCGACCAGCGCUUCGGUGGCCACCAGUGAUUUGGCCGCAGAUGGCAGCAGUGAUGCAGGAUCCGUUGACAUGCCCCAGUCCAUUCCGGCACCGGAACGCUGUCUCCACUGUCCAUUCGAAACGCAGCAUCACGAGGAGCUCAUGCAGCAUCUCCAGAAGCACGCCUGCGUGAAUCCUCCACCUCCCAACUACCAGAAAUGUGCCCACUGUGAUUACAAUGCCAAUGAGGAGGCGGAAAUGGAGGAGCACACGGCGCUGCAUUUCAAUGCCAGUGAGAAGCUGAAGUCCGUGGAGUUCUUCACCUGCUACGAUCAGCUUGAGAUCAGCGUGGAGCGGGAACCGGAGGAAACUGCUGACUCAAAGGCGGAGCAGACCGAGCACAACAACAACCAGGACAAUGUGAUGAACGCCAAUGUGCAGCAACAGCAGCCGAGCAGCAACAGCACAGAUGAACAGCCAGCUGUCGAGGGGAUGGAGGAGUCGUCGGCCAAGAAGUCCAGCACCAAGUUGAUUCUGUACAAGAACGAUGGCGGUUUGAGUGUGAAGCUCUCCCAGGAUGAGGGCGCCAAUUCCGAGUCCCAGAAGAGCGAGAACAUCAGCGAUCGCCUGCGCAGAAGGAUCCUCCGGGGAAGUGCCAACCAGUCGGAGGACGCCACUUCCACCUCCGGCCAGGAGCGACCCGCAACACCGGACAAAAUGAUACUGGUCAAUGCCCAGACGGGCAAAGUCAUUUCCAGAAAGUAGGCCACAUCCAGGGGUCGAAUCUUUUAAUUUAAUCCAUAAUUUAUCCAACUAAGCCUAUGGUUAUAUUUCGAUUUAAGUGAGUUUUGGUUUUGUUAAUAUUUUGUUGUUGCUUAUGCUUUUCCAUUUUUUUUGGGGUAUGCGUUAGUGGAGUUGGGAAAUCGUUUUAGGCACCUGUUUUAGGAUUUCUAUUGUCACUAACACACACCCACUUAUACACACCUAGUUGGAACAUGUUCCUGCACAUUUACGUUUUUUCUAGAACCUAAGUUAGUGUUACGUAACCAUAAUUUAUAAACAAAAUGGAAUGAAAUACCAUUAUUCGAAUACUUUGCAAAUGGGAUAAGCCGGAAUUCUUAAUGUAAUUACUUGCUAGAACGGUGCAAAAUGUAAUUUAAACUAAUCGUAUUGUAACUUAUCAAAGAGAUAACUAUAGAAGGCAUUUUAAUAUAGAACCUAUAUAUUUACCAUCGGCUUAAUAUAUGAAAUUGGAAAACCAACCCAAUCCGAGCAAGAUCCAAAAGCGUUUCAAGGAAAUCAACUUUGUACAGGAGAAAAAGAGAUAAAUUCAAAAUUAUGUCUUGCUACAAAUAAUUCGUUUAAUUUUUCGAAUGGGAACUGUGAUUAUUGAUAAUUGUAAAUGCAAAAAAAAAUAAAAAACAAAAAGAAAGUGAGCGCGUAUAUCAUGCAAUGAAUAUGGUACUAUAUACAUACUAUAUAAAUCUAUACAUAUAUAUAUUUACACACUGCUGCUGCAAAAAUAAAAACUAUAGAAACGAAAAGAAACACAUUUAAAAUGCAAUUGAAAAAUCAACAGAGAAUAGGGAAAUUUUUGCAAUAUUUGCAAUAUUAUUUUGUACAAGUGCAGCACACGGUUAAAAUUAGUUAAUAGUAAUUAGUUUCUACUACGGAUUAGUUAUGUUCUCAUCAUUAAUGCGAAUGUUUUCCAGCAAACGGCGUCUUUGUAGCACAGUGUAGGCGUUAACACUACAAACAAAAUGUUAUCAUUAAACUGUAAGCAAACAAAAAGAACACAUGUGGAAUAGCGGGGCCAUAUUUAAAUAGUUUAAACUUAAUGCAAGGAAACAUUUGAAAACAAAGCAAAUCAAAACCAGAAGAUAUAGCGCAAACAAGCGAUAUGUAUACAGAAUCUAACUUGGAUAUAACUGCAAACCGCCUUUGAUAUGCAUAUAUACAUCUUAUAUCGAUACGAAUAUCUAUACACACAAUAUAUUAUAUAUUAAAUAGUCCUUAACAUUGAACUACAUUUAAACUUAAAUCUAGUGUAAAUAACUUAGUUUUGUUUACUGCGCACACAGCCACACGCAACACUUACACACACACCACACAAACACACAAUAAGAUUUACGGCAUUGAAUUACAAAAGAGAAAAUGUACAAAAACAAUUGUUAAUAAAGAAAUCAAAUAAAAACAACACAAGUUGCAUUUACAA
Molecule: messenger RNA, 9010 nt
Organism: Drosophila mauritiana
Lineage: Eukaryota; Metazoa; Arthropoda; Insecta; Diptera; Drosophilidae
Product: zinc finger protein 521
Exons: 7
Coding region: 1036-7560 (2174 amino acids)
Biological process (GO): regulation of gene expression
Cellular component (GO): nucleus
Source: RefSeq, a predicted model, not a curated record